AUGAAAGAGGUAUUGCAAGGGGACGGUGCCUUCUGCCACACCGGCAUCGUCUCCGCCUCCUCCCUCGCCUCUUUCCUUGAGAAUCAGCAUUUCCUGGAACUCUGCCAGAACGAGAAGGAUAGAUCAUAUCUCAACAUCCUCCGGUUUGGAGACAUCCAUCGCAGCGACGUCGCCCUCAUCACCCGAAUCUGCGAUUGGAUCCUGAAACAGAGGAAUACCGCCUGGUUGAAGGAUGUGGAUAUUGCAGAGGCUGCUGUGGACGAUUUCCGGAGGUCGCUGAGGGAGUUCCUGAUGAAUGAGUUGAAAGACCACAAUGGGAUCUUUGUUAAGGCUCUGAAGGCGCCCAUACGGGAUCCUGGGCAGCAACACCACGAUAUGUCAUUCGGACGCGUCUGA
This is a messenger RNA of Pyrenophora tritici-repentis Pt-1C-BFP, 396 nucleotides long. RefSeq lists its product as uncharacterized. Lineage: Eukaryota; Fungi; Ascomycota; Dothideomycetes; Pleosporales; Pleosporaceae. The record is from RefSeq and is a predicted model, not a curated record.